Vollenhovia emeryi is the source of this 10607-nucleotide messenger RNA. Its product is annotated as leucine-rich repeat and immunoglobulin-like domain-containing nogo receptor-interacting protein 2. Gene Ontology annotation, cellular component: plasma membrane. NCBI's taxonomy places the organism in Eukaryota, Metazoa, Arthropoda, Insecta, Hymenoptera, Formicidae. Gene Ontology annotation, molecular function: protein binding. The transcript is spliced from 3 exons. The record is from RefSeq and is a predicted model, not a curated record. Bases 1225 to 3996 code for a protein of 923 amino acids.
GCGCUCGGCGUCAUCCCCUGCAUCACUCUCUCUCUCUCUCUCUUGCAUCCUGCUCGCAGAGUGCCGGGGCCGAGUCUGCGUCGGCGCCGAGCGACUGGGGGAGUCUCGGCGGUGUUGCCGGUUCGCUCGAACCGGUGCUCGCCACGAGGAGAACCCGCUCCGCCAGAGCCGUGGCCGGAGCUCCGCUCCAUAGUCGGUUCUUGCAUCUGACGCGCGGCGGGCGAACGCGGCCGGCCGUCGGGAGCGCGAUAUGCACGAGCGUGUCAUGUGACACGCGUGACAAGUGGUGCGCGGCCGCGGCGUUGCUACACACGACGCCGGGGACGGUUAUCGCGUGCGGCGGUAGGAUAAGAGGAAAGAAGGAAGAGGCGGGACGAAAGAGAAGAGACAAAGAGAAAGGGGGGAGAGAGAGAGGAGGGAUAGACUCGAAGGAAAAUAAACGUUCUCGCGUACAGUUGUUGCGUGCGUGCGUGAGCUCAUCGGUUUAACGUUCUUCGUGCCCCUAGCCUGGUGUUCCCCCCCCCCUCCCCGCGAGGUCGAAUCUGCUCGUCGGUGCCGGUGCGAACCACGGUACGCGAUAAGGUACGGUACGGUACGCGAGCAAAUAUGUUACCGGCGCGACGUGGCAACAGUACGGACGGACGACGACGACGACGACGACGAGCCACCAGGAGCACCAUCCACGCACCGUCAUCCGUCGAGACGCCACGACGCCGGACCGUUCGCGUACGGUCGGAGCCCUGAGACUCCUUUCUCUUCGCGUUACUGCCCGUCCAGUGUCGCUCCCGUCGGGGGCGAUAAAUUCGGGAUAGCCUGCGGGGAACACGAGCGUGAUUCUCGGCAGGUAGGUAGUUGCAAGGCCCUCGAGGGUUCUUAGGGCUGCGUUAGGCUGGCGAGCGCGACGAGCACGUGGUCGAGUGAUCGAUAUAUUUAAACUGCUAGCGGUAGAGUGGAAAAGAAAGAGAGAGAGAGAGAAAGGAGAGCGAGAGAUAGGAAAAGUGUAGUCUAUUUACGGUAAAUAGAAUCUUUGUCCUUCGGUCGGUCGACGGCAUAAAAAAAGGUCGACACCGUCGGGCAAAGAGAGAGAAAGAGAGAGAGAGAGAGAGAGAAGUGCGGUUCGCAACGGGCCGUAGUUGGAGAAAGUCCCUCGCGAGGAAAAGCCCACCCGUCAGGACAUGGGAGAUCGCUGUACCCGUGCAAAUCAUCACAUUGCAGGUUUUAGGAAUGCGGGUGGCGAGGGGAGGUGAUGGCCCGCGCUUGAGGUGGUUGUUGUUUCUGGUCACGGUGGUGGUGGCGGCGGUGGUGCGGGUCGCGGGUACACCCUCGGACACGCUGCCGUCGUUGACGGGCGCGUCCCUGCCGUCGUCCUCGCGAGUAGAAUGUCCAGAUGGGUGCGAGUGCGCGGAUCAUACCAAGCACGGCGGCGGCGGCAGCAGCCUGAGAUGCGCGGGGCGCGAGCUGUCCGGCCUCGCGCUGCCGCGAGACGUGACGAGCGUGUCGCUGAGGAACGUCCGGGUGAGCGCGAUCCGGGCGACCGUCCUGGAGGGAGUCGCCAGGCUGCGAAGUCUGACCUGGUCGUCGAGCGGCGCCGAGAGAGUGGAGGCAGGCGCGUUCGGGGCCGCCGCGCACCUCGAGCGGCUCGAUCUAGGUGAUAAUCGACUGGCCGACCUGCCGUCGGGAGUCUUCCAUCCGUUGCAUCAACUCCAGUACCUGAACCUCACCGGGAACCGGCUGACCGCGCUGCCGCAGCAGCUGUUCCGCCAUCUAAAUCGCCUCCAGGAGGUCCGCCUGGCGGCGAAUCUGCUCUCCGUACUCCCCUACCAGGCGUUCGCGCCCACCAGGGAGCUCGUGCGGCUCGAUCUCAGUGGUAACCGGCUGGUCUCGCUGCCGGACCAUAGCUUUCAGCCGAAUCGGCAGCUGCUGGAGCUGCGACUGGCCGGCAACCGCCUGACGAAGCUGCCGUCCCGGCUCUUCUCCGGCUUGGCGCGGCUCAAGGUGCUCGAUCUCGCCGACAACGAGAUCGACGCGCUGCCACGUAGCCUCUUCAGCCACCUCACGGCCUUGGAGCACCUCGAUCUCGGGGGCAAUCCGAUCGCGCGUCUCUCCGACACCGCGUUUCAAGGCCUCGCCAGUUUACGAUGGCUCGAUCUCAGCCGUUUGCCGAUCUCGUCGCUGCCCGGUGACGUCUGGCGGCCUGUCAGCAGGCUGAGGACCCUCCUGCUAUCCGGGACCAAACUGGAGAACCUUCGGAACAAGGAUCUGGCCGAUCUGGCCGAGCUGGAGACCCUGGAAGUAACCAACGGCACGCUGCGGGAGAUCGGCCAGCUGACUCUCAACGAGACACCGUCCCUGCGUAGAAUCGACCUGCGCAACAAUGAUUUGACCUUCCUGCCGGCGAACGUGGCGUAUCUGCCGUUGCUGGACGAGCUGCAGCUGCAGGGUAACUCGUGGGCCUGCGACUGCCGUAUGUUUUGGUUCGUCAAGUGGUCGGAGAGCAGGGCGCAUCUGCGCGCGGCCUUCCAGAGCGGGCUCAAGUGCGGCCACGAGGGCGACGGCACCGUCGACAUCCUGCGGACGUUGCGCUACCUCGAGUGCAGCCCGCCGAGGCUCGUGCGAGCUACCAAGACCCAGCAGUACCUCCUCCUGAAACCGGUGCUGCUGGAAUGCGAGUUCAGCGGCAAUCCCGCGCCCUCCCUCACCUGGGUGACCCCGAGCGGCCUGGUGCUACACUGGGUGCCGGACCCGGGCUUCCCCGACGCGUUCGUCGAGCAUCCCAAGGUGCACAGCUGGCGGACGGACCGGCCGGUCGUCGACGACGGGCGCAUUCGCGUCCUGGAGAACGGCUCCCUUUACAUCGCGACGCUGAUGCGGCAGGACGUGGGCAAGUACAAGUGCACGGCGGUCAACCCGAUCGCCAACGAAACCGUCUACGUGACGCUGCACAUGGACCCGAUAACCUUGCACAACAUCAAGAUCUUUAGCAUCGUCGUCGGCGCGCUUUGCACCUUGGCGUUUCUUCUACUGACGUUGGCGGUGCAGCUGCUGCGGUAUAUCUUGUUGAGGUGCGGAUGCAUCAAGUGGUGCCUGUGCUGCAGACACGUGGGCGUGACGCCGCGGGCUAAGCAGAUCUACCAGAUGCUCGACAACAUCGAGCAGUACAAGAGCCAGCAACUCGAGAGACUGAGGGAGAACUACACGCAGCAGGUGCACAGAAUUAAGGACAAUUGCGUUCAGCAAGUGGAAUGGAUCCGCGACAGCUACGAGGGUCAAAUGCAGCAUAUACGAGACAUACGGGACUACGGUACCACCCACCUGACCGCGCUGAGAGAUCAGUACUACGAUCAGGUGAAAAGGGUGCGGGACUAUUCCACCAGCCAGCUCAACUGGGUACGCGAGAACUACGUCUUCCAACGGAACAAGAUCCGCAAGUUCAGCGCCCAUCAGGUGUUGCGGUUGCGCGAGAGCUACAAAUACCAGCAGCAGACGCUGGCCAAGGUGCUGGAGAACCUGCCGAAUCUCUACUUCGACAAUUGCCGGAGCGGCUCGUGCGGCAAGAGCGACUCCAUGAUGUUCGACCCUACCAAGGACGAUCUCAACGGUAUGGACACCUAUUUCAAGGCGAAGAUCGACGAUCUGGUGGCGGGGGCGAGUCUGGAGGACGUCAACAGCGAGUAUUACACGCCGACCGAGCUAUCGUCGACCAGCCCGAACGCCCCGAACGCGUUAGAAGGUAUUCACAUCAAUUAUAUCGAGGAAAGCUGUCCACCGCCGCCUCUUGGACCGCCUACAGUGUUGCCUGCUUCGGCGGUACUGCAAUGUAUCGACGAGUACGGCAGCACGUUGUCCGUGUACAACUACGAGAAUGACAAGCCGAUCUUCAGAGGCUCCAACGGUACAGUCUUGGCUAAGGAGCCUCGGAACGAGAUUCCGGAAGUCCUGGGGCUCUUAGCACCUAGCAACAGUCUACCUGAUCUUCCACGCGAGACUAAACUCUAGCCGGCAGAAAUUAAGGCGCAUUAAAGUGGCCAAGAAUGGGUUCCUGCUAUCAUUUAAGUUAUCAGAAACAUACAAGAGGGAGGGAAUUGUUCUGGGACAAUCAACCGGGAGUGGAGAAUCGUCGUCAUCCUGCGUCCGAUAAAUUGGGAAUCGCAUCUUCGAUAUCGAGGAAACUGCUCGAAGCUUCUUCCGCUUGUGAUUGAGGACUGAUUUGAGGAGAGUGCCCUAGGAGAUAGUUCGACAAGUACUCGUGUCAGUGCCAAGAAACGGGAGAUCCUUCCUCUGUCGAGAUCGAUGACUGUCGAUCGCAAAGAAAAGUGUGUGCGUGUGCUAAAUCUAGGAGAACAAAAAAAAAUUACGGACAGUUUCCAAGGGCUUUCCUUUACAUGAUCGACCUUGCAACCUGUCCGCCUCUUGUUAAGCAACCGUGUGCUUUUUCAUCAGUGUCAUCGUUUUUGGAUGACUGUUAUAUCAUCCGAGGGGAUAGAGGAAAAGGCGCGAAUUGCAUUUCGCGUCUUCAUCAACUCGGCUGUAAAUUAAUUUCCUCUUGCAAGCGCGACGAGAGAAGCAAAGUAACUUCGCCUAGUUGUCAAUUCCAUGAAUCUUGAGAUUGCGAGUUCCGCAAGGAAACAUUCUCAAUCCUUUCUGUAAAUAGGCGUGCGUGAAAGUUUUAUGUAUCAGUGAUAUACCGCGAGAAAAAGUCGGAUUACCCUCUCAUUGCGAAAGACUCAUGAGGCGGCGAGAUCGACACGCCCGCAAUCGUUCGUUUUAAUUGAUUUCGUCUUCUUCGUCUUGAUUUUCUCACGAAUAAAAAGCGACGAAAAAUAUUAGCGUUCGGUCGUGCUCGAAUCCUUUCCCAUCUUCUUCUUUUUUUAACCGCCUUUGUUUAGCGUAGUAGGUUACAAAUCGUUCGAGACAUAGAAGUAUAUACCUAUCGAAGAGAGAAAAGAAGAGAACAUACCAGAAAGUAACCAACGUACGUACUUAAUUUUUUUUAAUCAUUACAGCGAUGUAAUAUCUUCAACCGGUCGGGCUUAUCAUUCGCGCAAAAAAAAACAAUGAAAGGGAGAGGAAAUUAUAAUUAAGAAAAAUUAUAUUGGCUGUUACAUCUUUCGUGCUGAAACAGCGUUUCAGAGAAAGAAACUUCUAUGUAUGGAUUUAGUUGCAACAAAGUUGCUCUUAUACAAAUUUUGCAAAAUGCGCCCCUUUGUUGAAUAAAUCCUGACGAAUCGUCGCCAAGUAUCUACAUCUUCAUCCCCUAUCCAAGUUCCAUCUCGUAAUAAGACUUUGUAGAAAAAUAUACUGAAAACUUAAUUUGUUCUUAAAAAAAGCAUGCUAAACAGAAAAAUAAGAGCUAUUAAACAACCCGCUAAUUAGCUCAUUGCUAAUUAGCAAGUUGCUAACUGUAAAACAUUUAAUUAACACGAACUUUAAUCAUCGAUAGGAUAUAUGCAAUAUCAUUUAGAGUUACACAGAGAUGGGAGCGACGAUUGAAGGAAAAUAAGAAUAGUUAAUAUAAUUUAUAAUUCGAUUUAAAUUUUUCACUUGUGCAAAAGAUCUAACAACAAAUUUCAGCUCCAAAUUCUGUAGCCAACUAUCUACAGAACUGAAAGUUCAAUGGUAAAUUUUUAGAAUAUAAAAUAAUUUUAAAGUAAAUAAUAUUAAUAUUAAUUAUAUUUUUAGCGUAACAGAAGUUUUAUUUCGAAAGUUAAAGCUCUGUCCUGAAGAGGAUUAAUAUCAAACUAAUUUUUGUAUGUGGAAUUAAAUUUUUGUUACUUUAUAUUCUUCAAAUCUAGAUUUUAUUAUAAUAGAUUAAAAUUCACAGGGCAAUUACGGGAAAAAAUAAUUUCGUUCGUGAAAAGCGACUUUGCAUACAAGUGAUUAAUCUCGAAUUAUUUCUUGAAAGUAAUUUCGUAGAAUUUUGUGAUAUAUAAAUUACAUUGUAAACGAUAAUUAUAGUUUACAAUGUUACAGUUUGUUCUAAAUGAUGCAUACAAAUGCGUCUCGCGGUGAGGUAUUUAUUUUUCUAAUAGACACGCGUAAAUUUGCAAAGCAAUUUAUGAUCGAAGGACGUAAUAUCUCGAGAGAUCCCUAGGUUUAGAUAUUUAUACGGACCUAGUCCGUUCUCGUUUGGAACUCGUAAAUCGUCUCGAUCGAAUCGCCAAGAACGCAAUACUUUCGCGUUGGAAAAAUCACGCGAUGAAAAGGCACGUGCGUACCGAUUAUCUAAAUAACUGCUGCCGAUCGUAGAAACAGCUGAGUCACCACGACAACGACACCAAUGGAACGAAACGAAAAUGACCGCGGCCAGAAGAGCGUUGUCGUUAUUUUUCGAUCGCGUCAGCGAGAGAGAUAAAGUUUUAUCGUGCUUCCUCCGUUAAACGGAGGGGGAAGCCACGCGCGGGAUACGCGAGACGAAGCAGAACCACGACGGAAAGCGUGUAGUCAGUCCCGGUAUCGUGGUGAGAACGUAAGGGGAAUUCUACUCUAUGUCGAGAGAAACCUGAUCGGGCUAAGUACAGAGAAGUAGGAAUCGAUAGGUUGUCACAGGCUCGAAAUUCGAUGAAGCUGGAGUCGACGUUUUCUCAGUGAAAAUUUGAAGCGCAAUUAUCAAGUCUCCAAGCUUAUUUUUCAAUUUAAUUAAUCGGCGAAGCCCAUCAUGGAGCAAAUUAAUGCAUUAUUUUCCACAAGUUAUCCACGUCUCGCAGAUCGGUAGACUCUAUGAAUCAAUCAGAAAGCUUUUAAAUAAAUGUAAACAUGUGUGGGUGAUAAAAAAUGAUUCGUGUCAUUAUCAGAAUUCGAACUCGCGUCAUAUAAUUUUAUAUAGCAAUAUUUUCUUCAAGUAAACUGACCGCUUAAAUCAGACGAUUUUUAACAUACAUAAUCGUUUGAUUUUAAAUCUAACGUGAAUCAAUUAAAAACAUCAAAAUUGAUAACUCAUCAUCAAAACUAUCAGUUUUGUGAUUGUCGAGUUCUGCUUGCAAGUAUAUACGUUGUAUAAUUAUAACACGAAUCUGUAAUCACCGCGGUGUUUCUCAUAGCGUUCACAGCAAGGCAAACAUAUAAAAUUGUUACGUGAACAGCUUCUGGCUUCUGACUGAAACACGUAAAAAUGUGGACACGGUAAGAAUAUAAAGUUAAAUCGUAAGAGCGUUCUAGAUAUACCAGAGUAUCGGACUUCAGCAUAUCUUGCUAAAUAAAAAAUGUUUAUUUCAGUCAGAUAUAGAACAAUUUCCAAUAUAUAUCUAUAUCAGCUACAAAGUUAACAGAAAUUGAAUCCCAUAGAGAGAUCUUUAUUUAAAAAAUGAAUUUUCACUUAUAUGAUAUUUUUUAUAUGUAAGUGCAUUUAUAUGAAAAAAUACUGUUGUUUAAAUAAGAGAAACCUAAUCGUUGCAUAAAUAUUUAAUUCAUAUAACCGUCGAGAUAAUUAUUUCUGAAUUUCAAAGCUUAAUGGGAGACAUUUAUUCGAGCUUUUACUAAGAAAACAUCUCCAUAUUCAUCAAAUUUUCCGACCGCUGACUCCCUAUCUUUCACUCGAAAUUUCGCUGCGCAAUCGAUCAACCUAAUUGUACCCAGUCUCAUAAUUCUCGAUAUUCGCGUGCGCUAGUUCAAAUCAAAGUUGUUUUCGCUCUAAUUUACGUAGGAUUGAUUGGCAAUACAAACAAGAUUAUACCAUUUAUGAUUACAGACUCAAUUCGCAAUGUUAUUACGAAUUUAGACAAAUUGAUAUUUGAUGGCUCUGCAUUUUUUACUUGUAACAAGCUCCAUUUCGAAACCAAAUUCAUCAAAGGCAAUAGUUGCGUGUGUACGUGUGUUUACACCAGUUUUGGUGGAUCACGAAUGAUAAAAUAGAUCAGGCGGCGUACUAAGAAUCUUAGAAGAUAUUAUUUGUAAUUCUCUAAAAGUGGCACAAUUGUGCAAAUAACAAAUAAUCUCUAACAACGCUGUUCCAAAUAAUUCUAUCAAGGCUUUUGACAAAGCUGGGAGUCAAUUUGCAAUUACUCUCUAUUUAAAUUGCUCUAGUUCCUCCUCCCGAUAUUGCGGCGAUAGUCUUAUCGUUCGGACAGUUACCGAACUAUCAAAUUCUAUCUAAUUAGGUCGAUGAAAAGGACGACAGAAACGAACUUUUGAUGUAAACUUUCGAGAAGAGCAAAUAAGAGCCGAACUAUAGGCAUACAAGUAUACAAGCCCAUGUCGAUAUAAUUGACUUCUCAAUGCUUGUCGAAGUGAAUCGAUCUUGACGGUGAACUGAAGUAAAACAUAGUAUUAGAGAAAUAUUCCAGUAACAGCAUCCAUGAUAAUUCCAAUGAAAAAUGGAAGCAAUUCCAUUUGUAUUAACACGUUUAUAUUUAUCUGCGGUUUGACUUUUAUCGGCUCUUCUAUUUCGGAGCAAUUUGCUAAUUGUGUUUGAUGUCAACGAAGGAACCACUAACGCGCGCAAAUGCUGUCAUCAUCGAAAGUAUUUGGAAUUAAUGUUCAAUUAAUAAUCGUCAGUUUGAUAUAAAUUCCAUGAUUAUUAAAGGUCAGUGUUUAAUCUUUUCUUAUGGCUAAAACGCUCGACUGUGGAUAAACCAAUGUUGUUUCGUGGUCCCUUCAUGUUACGUCAUUCUCCUAUUUAAGAUUAUUAUAUAAACACUUGGAAGAAUGUAAGAGGAAGUAAACUGGUGCGUUCACCUGGCGUACGUCUAACGUUAAUUAAACGAGUAUUAUUGCGCCCGAACGUUUCUGGGAGCGACAAAAUGAGGGAGAUCUGAAAUCUACUACGCUUAGAGAAUAGUUUAAAGUUUAACUAGCUAUUUCUCGUCAUGGCACAUCGAAUCUUAGACGAGAAAGUCUUUUCUCUGUUCCUUCCUAUGUCGAAUGCUCGUACUUAUGCUUCCAGCAUGUAUAUUUUUUAUACGAUGUCAUUUUUAAACCGCGAAGCCUUACCAGAGGGGUAACGCACGUGCAGCGCGUGCAAGUUAAAAUUAAUGAUGCAAAAAAAAACCCGCGCUAUCAAUGACACUGAUACAGGCGCGCGAAAACUGAAGUGUGAAUCACGCGUAGUUGCUUUCCAGAAAUGAUUUCUCGCGUUCCAGUAUGUUACAUCGACAGCGGCAUAAUUAUUGUUAAAUGCGAGCGGUGCGCUCCAUAGUUCUCAAAAACAAUUAAGAGUACGUUGCUUUAAUGACAUUAAAAUAUGAAUAUCUUUUUCGCUGAACAUUUCAUAAACGUUUCCACAUAAAACGCAUAAUUUUUGGCAUUAUUUUCUCUGACGGAUAACGAGGAGGCUUUGUCGUCAUUUUUCUCAAGGACCGCAAAACGUGCAUUAAAAAUUAAUUAUGCCAUUGUAAAUCGAGUAUUUUGUCGUAAAACUAGAUAAUAGAUAACAGAAUUUACUCCAUCUGACUUCGCGAAUGACAUUCUCUGUCACCGGGAUUAAAUAUUAGAAAAAAAAAUUUUGUAGCGAAAAUUUAUGUGUUAUAGAAUUAUAUGUACUGUAUAUAGGAAUGUGUUUAUCUUUAGUGACGUGACAGUGAGAGGAAAUGUAUUUUCUUGAUAUGCAAGACAUGUCCUGAGUCUAUCGACCGCUCGUUCGGGACAUCCUUGCGUAAUUUCGAUACUAUAUCUAACGAGUCUUUUAAAUGCUGUGAUUUGUGAACUUUCGAAGAGAAUAUAUCGCGACGUAAAUUAUCGAUGUAGAAUGGAGCUUGCAAUAAUGUUAUCCAGUAUGUUUAUUGAAUGUACAAUAAUAAAUUGCACAACGUCGCGCAGAACAGAGACGUUUCUUCGGAGCGACUGCGAAAGUAAUAAUCACUCCGAAUACGCAACUAUACUAAUUUGUAUGAAUUUUCAUUAUCUGCAAAAGCUUUACUGAAAAUAAAUUAUGUAAUAAUCAAAGUAAAAACUUAUAGCGCGUGUUCCACGAAGUGAUGUUUGCCAGUCACUUGAAUUUGUUAAAAAUAUCGACAUUGUAUGAUGUACCACAAAUUACUUGUGUUACAGUUCAAUAUUUGGAAACCGGGAACCAAAGCAGAGAAAGGCCGACGCGCAAAUUCUUUCUUUCACUGAAGCGCAGUUUUCGUGUUACCGGGGCUGUCAUUGAUUUUGACGAUCGUUAAAAAGACCAAGCAAUCCUCACGGUUAUCUCCGCAGGAGUACCGUUCAAAGUCUCUCACAUGUAACUUGCCGAGAAGAUCUAAAACCUUCUAAAAUUUAACGCCUAAAAGUAUCUUGUCGAGCUUCCCAUCGGCAGUCUCCAAUUAUUUACUCCGAGAUAAACGGAUGCAUUGAAAGAAAAAACUACCGACGAAUAACUACGGCGGCAUAAACUGUCAUUUCCUACGUCGUAAACUUAUGGGUUGCAGAACAAGCAACGCGCGGGGAGAAACGAUCUAGAUCUGCUGUUCGAACAUUAUUCAUGUUGGAAAAUUAAGAGAGACCGAGCGGUUUAAUCGCUUUAAUGUUCCGACUGAGCGAUAUAAAAAGCCAUUUGUAAUGAAGCGAAUUAUUCGCUUUUGCGGAAGUAAUCCCGAGAUUAUUUCUACCGACCGAAAUAACGACGUCGGCGAAUCUGCUCAACUUCUAUUCAUAGUUUUCGAAGUUAAUAAAUCUCAUUGUUUAUUGCGGUA